Messenger RNA from Myotis brandtii (Brandt's bat), 2691 nucleotides. RefSeq names its product N-acylsphingosine amidohydrolase (non-lysosomal ceramidase) 2 (gene ASAH2). Bases 456 to 2633 code for a protein of 725 amino acids. Gene Ontology annotation, molecular function: N-acylsphingosine amidohydrolase activity. Lineage: Eukaryota; Metazoa; Chordata; Mammalia; Chiroptera; Vespertilionidae. The record is from RefSeq and is a predicted model, not a curated record. Gene Ontology annotation, biological process: ceramide catabolic process; sphingosine biosynthetic process; long-chain fatty acid biosynthetic process. Gene Ontology annotation, cellular component: extracellular region. The transcript has 21 exons.
AAGGAAAUAAAUGAACCAGGUCCGUGUAAGAAGCAGGCUGUGUCCGUGCAAGUGCAAAAUGAUGGACUUCAGGUGUGACCUUCCAAGGAUGGUGCAGGGGUUCGCCCAGGAGCAGGCUCAGCUGGAGCUCGUCCUGCCCCGUGAGUGAGUCAGCAGGCAAUUAGGUAAGUUGGCAAGCUUUUGGCUUCCUUGGCUAGAGCCUCCAGCCUCCAGGAGUUAACCUGCAGCACUGCUCGGAGGAGCAGGGGCCGAGCGAGGAUCCAAAAGUGUCGGGCGCCCUGGCUUGCCGGAGGAACGACAGGCGGUUUUAUGAGCAGCUGCGGCAGCAGGCCUGGGCAUCAGAAAGUGCUGAGAAGUCUUAGCUGAGCAACGUGCAAGGGGGAGGAAACAAGAAUUUAGACCACCAUUUGCUUUCCUGUAUGCAAGAAGUCUUUUGAGGGGUUGAAUAAGGAAAAAUGGCCAAACGUACCUUCUCCACAUUAGAGACGUUCCUGAUUUUCCUCCUCAUAAUGAUGACUGCUAUCACGGUGGCCCUUCUCAGCCUCUUGUUUAUCACCAGUGGGACCAUCGAAAAUCCCAAAGGUUUUCCAUCCACUGAGAGCCCUCAGGCCACACAGAGCCCCACAGCCACCCAGGGCUCCACAGCCCCUCAGCGCUCCACACUCACACAAGGUCCCACAACCACCCAGGUGGACCCAGGGACUACCACCCCAGAGCCUCCUCUAUUUCAGAACUUCAGUGGCUACCACAUAGGUGUUGGGCGAGCUGACUGCACAGGACAAGUAGCGGAUAUCAAUAUGGUCUUGAACAGACUCAAGAGUAAAUAUGGCUCCCUGUACAGAAGAGACAAUGUGAUCCUGAGCGGCACUCACACGCACUCGGGUCCAGCAGGAUAUUUCCAGUACACCGUGUUUGUCAUUGCCAGCGAAGGAUUUAGCAAUCGAACUUUUAAUUACAUGGUCACUGGCAUCAUGAAGAGCAUUGAGAUAGCACACAAAAAUAUGAAACCAGGAAAGAUCUUUAUGAAUAAAGGAAAUGUGGAUGGCACACAGAUCAACCGAAGCCCCUAUUCUUACCUUCAAAAUCCACUGGCAGAGAGAUUAAGGUAUUCUUCGGAUACAGACAAGGAAAUGCUAGUCUUGAAAAUGGUAGAUUUGAAUGGAGAAGACUUGGGCCUUAUCAGCUGGUUUGCCAUCCACCCUGUCAGCAUGAACAACAGCAAUCACCUUGUCAAUAGUGACAAUAUGGGCUAUGCAUCUUACCUAUUUGAGCAAGAGAAGAACAAAGGACAUUUACCUGGACAGGGGCCGUUUGUAGCAGCCUUUGCUUCAUCAAACCUAGGAGAUGUGUCCCCCAAUAUUCUCGGCCCAUGGUGCGCCAACACGGGAGAGUCCUGUGAUAACGCCAACAGCACUUGUCCCAUUGGCGGGGCUACCAUGUGCAUGGCUAGGGGACCUGGACAGGAUAUGCUCGACAGCACACAAAUUAUAGGACGGACCCUAUACCAGAGAGCUACGGCGCUGUAUGCCUUGGCUUCCCAGGAGUUAACUGGACCACUGACUUCGGCUCAUCAGUGGGUGAAUAUGACAGACGUCACCGUCCCACUCAAUUCCACACACACGGCAAAGACAUGUAAGCCAGCGCUGGGCUACAGUUUCGCAGCUGGCACGAUCGAUGGAGCCGGGACCUUCAACUUCACGCAGGGGACAACAGUAUCAGAUCCAUUUUGGGACACUCUUCGGGAUCAGCUCUUCGGCAGGCCCUCUGAUGAAAUGAAAGAGUGUCAGAAACCAAAGCCCGUCCUUAUUCACACUGGCGAGCUGUCCAAACCUCAUCCCUGGCACCCGGAUAUUGUUGACGUUCAGAUCAUUACUCUUGGGUCCUUGGCCAUAACUGCUAUCCCUGGGGAGCUUACGACCAUGUCUGGACGAAGACUUCGGGAGGCAAUUAAAGCAGAGUUUGCAACUUAUGGGAUGCAGAAUAUGACUGUUGUUAUUUCAGGUCUGUGCAAUGUAUAUACACAUUACAUUGCCACCUAUGAAGAAUACCAGGUUCAGCGGUAUGAGGCAGCAUCUACAAUUUAUGGACCACACACCCUGUCUGCUUACAUCCAGCUCUACAGAGGCCUUGCUAAGGCCAUUGCUACGGACACAGUGGCCAAUCUGAGCAGAGGUCCAGAGCCUCCAUUUUUCAAAGAUCUGAUAAAGCCAUUAAUUCCUAAUAUCGUGGAUAGAGCACCAAUAGGCAAGAAUUUUGGGGAUGUCCUGCAGCCCUUGAAUUCUAAAUACAGAGUGGGAGAAGUUGCUGAAGUUACAUUUGUAGGUGCUAACCCAAAGAAUUCAGCAGAAAAUCGGACCCAUCAGACUUUUCUCACUGUGGAGAAAUAUGAGGACGCUUCAGCGACAUGGCAGGUGGUACAUAAUGAUGCCUCCUGGGAGACUCGUUUCUAUUGGCACAAGGGAUUACUGGGUCAUAGCAAUGCAACGAUACAAUGGCAUAUUCCAGAUACUGCCAAGCCUGGGAUCUACAGAAUAAGAUACUUUGGACACAAUCGGAAGCAGGACUUUCUCAAGCCCGCUGUCAUACUUUCAUUUGAAAGUACUUCCUCUGAUUUUGAAGUUGUAACUACUUAAUGAAAAGUUGACACAGCAUUUAAAGUUUUGCUCUGUAUAAAUUAUGUCACUGAUUUUA